Photinus pyralis (common eastern firefly) is the source of this 1690-nucleotide messenger RNA. Its product is annotated as cytochrome P450 6k1-like. The record is from RefSeq and is a predicted model, not a curated record. NCBI's taxonomy places the organism in Eukaryota, Metazoa, Arthropoda, Insecta, Coleoptera, Lampyridae. The transcript is spliced from 4 exons. Gene Ontology annotation, molecular function: iron ion binding; monooxygenase activity; heme binding. Bases 158 to 1645 code for a protein of 495 amino acids.
AGGCAACUUGUUAACAUUUUACCACAUAAAGUUUGUCUCUGACCGCACUGCAGUAGUUGAGAUAAAAAGGUCUUAUUUGCUUGUUGGGUUAUCGCAACCAAAUUGAAAUCCAUACAAUAAUCUAGUUCAGGUUAGAAAUUGUGCGGCGUCAGUGGUGAUGAUUUGGUUUAUUACUUCAUGUGUUUGUGUAAUAAUUACACUAUUUAUUCCAAUUUAUUUGUAUUUUACUCGGAACUUUAGUUGUUGGAGGAAUCAAAAUGUGCCGUACAAAAAACCCGUUUUCUUUUUCGGAAAUACGCUACCUCUUGUGCUCCAGAAGAUGUCAAUUAAUGCAUUUUUGAGAGAUCUUUAUAAGUCAGCUACGUUCCCAUGCGUAGGAUUUUUUUUCUUUGACCGGCCGCUGCUUUUAAUCCGAGAUCCGGAACUUAUUAAGAGGAUUCUCGUAAGUGAAUUUGAUUACUUCGAAGAUCGAAGUGUGAUGUACAACGAACACGAUAAGUACAUCAGAACUAAUUUGUUUAUGCUGAAACAGCCGGCGUGGAGAAAUCUUCGAACAAAGGUUACGUCAGUAUUUACCGCUAGCAAAUUGAAGAACAUGGUGCCGUUAGUUUUGGAAGCCGGUGACGAUAUGGUUAAUUUUAUGAAACUCAAUUGCUUAGGUUCGGAAAUGACCAACUGUAGAAGUACGACGUUUAAAUACGCCAUCGACGCAAUUUCAUCUUGUGCCUUCGGGCUCAGAGUCAAUUCGCACGAAAACUCCGACUUUGCAGAGGCCGCAAAGGGAAUUCAAGGUGUAACCCCGCUACGCGUCAUACAAAUGGCGGCACACUUCUUUGCACCACUUCUGGUAAAAAUAUUUCGCCUGAAAUUCAACGACCCUAAGUCGUGUCGCUAUUUAGCAAAAAUAUUUUUGGACACCGUUAAACAAAGAGAACAAUUAAAAACUAACCGCCCCGAUUUCAUCGAACUUAUGAAGAAACUUCAGCGCGAAGAACCUGAUCAUUUUGAUGACGAACUCUUGGCGAGCCUCCCCUUGCAAUUCUUGGUGGCAGGCUUUGAAACAUCCGGGGCUACUAUCGCGUAUAUUUUGUACGAGCUUUCGUUAAAUACAUCAAUACAAGACCGGUUACGAGCAGAAAUAUUGGCCGUCCUGUCGAAGCACGAGACAAUAACGUAUGAUGCUAUUCAAGAAAUGCCGUAUUUAGAUAUGGUUAUCAAAGAGGCGCUACGAAAAUAUCCGACGUUACCGUUUUUGGACCGAGAAUGCACUAAAACGUACACUAUCCCAAACACCAAUGUCGUAAUCCAAAAAGGAAUUGCUGUCUACAUUUCGUUAACAGCACUACAGCACGAUGAGAACUAUUUCCCAGAUCCCAUGGUGUUCAAUCCAGAAAGAUUUUCAGCAGAAAACAAGUCCACUAUCGUCCCAUAUACCUACAUGCCAUUCGGUGAAGGCUACAAGAACUGCUUAGCGACAAAGUUUGGCAUGCUGUCAGUUUCGAUUGGGGUUAUAAAGAUCUUGUCUCAUUUUGAAAUUGCACCGAGUAAACACACGCCCAAGGAGCUCACGUUUGAAAACUGCGGAUUUAUAUUAACACCGACGAACGAUCAGGUUUUGGUGAAAUUUAAAAGUUUAAACAUUUGACGAUCUGUUGUUUUUUAAUUAGGCGCUGCAGAAAAUAUAAGAAAA